Messenger RNA from Galdieria sulphuraria, 1269 nucleotides. RefSeq lists its product as uncharacterized. The record is from RefSeq and is a predicted model, not a curated record. Lineage: Eukaryota; Rhodophyta; Bangiophyceae; Galdieriales; Galdieriaceae. Gene Ontology annotation, cellular component: membrane. Bases 24 to 827 code for a protein of 267 amino acids. The transcript has a single exon.
UUUGAAAUUUCAGUUUUGACAAGAUGGGUAAAGGCUCGUUGUUCGUAGUGGAUACUUUUUUAUGCUCAAAAGCUCUUGCAGUCCUCAGUAUUGCCACCUCGUUAUCUGGUUUAGUUGUAUUUAUUCUUGGCAUAUGGAUAUAUGUUAAGGAAGGCCGAAUUAGAAAUUUUGUUAUAGAAGCUACUUCAAGCAAUCAAGUAGGCGUCGAUUUGAUCGAAGCACUUGGCAAACUUCCGAUAGGUUUGAUAGUUAUCGGAGUCGUAGUUUUCUUUUGUGGACUCAUCACGUGCUGUACGUCUCAAAGAAAAGGAAGAAUUUUUAUCCCAUUGAACACUAUUUUGUUAAGCGCGCUCUUUCUUGGAGUCUUGAUUAUAUCCAUUAUUCUCUAUGUUGUUCCGAAAUUGAUUCAAGAUAAUUCCACUUGGCAAGAGUCAUUUGAACUCAAUGUAUGGGUUCCAUCCGCGAGAGAAGAUCCUUCCUAUGUCUAUCAGGUAGAGCAAGAGUUUUCUUGUGCGGGUUUUAACGACGGAAACUGUGCUACCAAAUGUUCAACGCCACCUAGCAACACUUAUUCGAGUUCCUAUGCAUGUUAUUUUAACUGUCCGGGUUUAUCAAGUGAAACCAACUCUAGUACCUUUCCCGAGAAGCAGCAAGCCUCUAAAUUUGAAACUUCACAUGAAGCUACAGGAUGUUUUCAGGCUAUCAUUCAAGAACUUGUAAGCCACAGUAAAGACAUUAUCAUAGGCGGAGGAGUCGUAGCUGGUGUUCUAUUCUGCCAAAUAAUCUUAUCAUUUUAUCUCUUUUGCUGCUCUUGUUGUGGUGUUUGAUUUCAUUUCAUUAUCUCAAACAAUCUGAUAUUCAAGAUGCACAAAAUGUGUAUGGUUUACUAGUACAGGUUAUUAUUUUGAACUGGAGAAACUGGUACAAAGUGCUUUUCUCUCCCUGAUACCUUUCUUGUUGGGAUAUCCAUUUGUUCAAUGGAAGAACCUUUGCCUCAUUCCUCGAGAAACAAUUCUUUCACCUGCAAGAAAUUGAUGGUUUUGGGUCAUUUUCCGAAUGAAGUUAGUUCUUUUAUUAUUGUGCAUUCUUCUUUUCAUGAAGUUCUCUCCUGCUUCAAGUAGAUAUUGAUUGAGUCGUUAGAAAGGAAUGUAGGAUAUAUAUAUAUAUGUCCGCGACUAAAUCAUCUGACAAAUACCAACAUAUGUGAAUAGAGGAUAGAAUAUUAUAGUAACUACGCUGAAUUUGUCAAAUAAACGAUAUUUGUCUAUU